Molecule: messenger RNA, 549 nt
Organism: Bipolaris zeicola 26-R-13
Lineage: Eukaryota; Fungi; Ascomycota; Dothideomycetes; Pleosporales; Pleosporaceae
Exons: 3
Coding region: 1-549 (182 amino acids)
Source: RefSeq, a predicted model, not a curated record
AUGGCGAACCUCCCACUCGACUCGCCCUUUGCACUGGGGAUAUCUGAAGCUGAUAACACCACCACGACGAUUGCUGCUACAACUACUACCACCAAUCCUAGUAAUAGUAUCCCUGUAACCAUGACUACUGCUAUCCUAGCAGCUCCCAACAUGAUCCUGGCAUCAUGCCAACGCGCACCAACGCUACUACAACAUCUCGGCGAGACAGCGGAUAGCAACACGCUUGCAGCGGCGAUAAACAGUGAACCUGGUGAGGAAGGCUUUCUGGCCAGCGCAGUGCAGCACUCGCGAGUGCUGCUGGACCAUUGUUCCAUAGUUCUGUCCUGCGGGCUGUGCAGCCGACGCAUGUCGUCGACACUGGUACUGUGCCAAGCCAUGGACGAACUGAGGGGUUGUGGUAAUAACAACAGCGGUGGCGGCAGCACGUCCGCGUAUGAGCAGGAUAAAUUGCCAUUGAUCAGCAAUUUUGGCAAAGGACGAGAUGCGGCUGCGUGCGCGCGCAUGACGGUUGGAUUGGAAAGGGGAGUCACGUCAAAAGCGUUCGAUUAA